Molecule: messenger RNA, 2370 nt
Organism: Laccaria bicolor S238N-H82
Lineage: Eukaryota; Fungi; Basidiomycota; Agaricomycetes; Agaricales; Hydnangiaceae
Exons: 2
Coding region: 1-2370 (789 amino acids)
Source: RefSeq, a predicted model, not a curated record
AUGCUGAGCAAGGCUCGGCGUGCAGCCGGCAAACGAAUUUCAUCCCCAGAUGACAACAAUUCUGAUUCUCGAAGUAUCGCGAGCGUAUCCAAGGAGGACAAGAAGGCGAAGAAGCAAAGCUCCAAAAUCCUGCGCGCUUUGGAAAAGUCGAAGGAAGGGGGAAGGGACUCUCUCUUCCCAACCACGUCUUCUGAAUUGACGUCCGUCGUCCCCGCCGCCACUGCGACACCACAGCCAAUUUCCGUCAAUCCUUCUAGGACAGCGAGUGUCGGAACGGAUGAGCUGGGAUUCUCUGUUAUCCCACAGCAAACUACCACCACCAUCAUCCCACCCACGCCGACUUCCGUUGAGCCCUUCGACACCAUUACACCAGCGGGGCCGAAGUCCGUCGAGGCUUCUAGAACAGCAAGAGUUGUAACAGAGGAGCUGGGCUUCUCCGUUGUUCCGCAGAAGACCCCCAGCACAACUAUUCCUUCUAUGUCACCUGCCAGAACUGCGAGUGUCGGGACAGAAGAGCUGGGCUUCUCUGUCGUCCCACAGCAGACCACCACCACACCCCCCACCGAGCCCUCCAGGCCGUCCAGCGUCAAAACAGGCGAGUUGGACUUUUCGAGCGCAAAGGCACAAGACCAGGAAUGGACUACCGUCAGUGGUGAUGUCGAGCCCUUAAACGCCUCUCAACCUCUCCACCAGACAUUGGGUGAGGCAAGGGCGGAAGCGGUUUGGGAGAAGGAGAUUCAGGAUCUUACGUGCGAGAGGGACGAUCUUGAAACACGCUUGAAGGCCGCAGAAGAAGCUGCAGCGAAGUCGCAGGCCGAGAGCGAAGGACGGAUUCAACAGCUGCUUAAGGGCAAUGCAGAGUUGAACGAAGGAAAUGCCUCAUUACUAAAGGAGGCUGAUCGACUCCUUGACGAGUCGAAGGAAGCUCGGGACCGAGCUCGUGUUCUCGAGGAGGAUAAGGCGGCGUUGGUGGCUGAGCGACGUUCUCUGACGGCAAGCCAUGAUUUUCUCACGCAGGAGAAGGCGAAGCAGGACGAGGAGCUUCGGCUGGUCCAUGAAGACAAGGAGGACCUCGCAGCUGAGCUGCAAGCUCUGCGAGCAGAGAGCGACGAGUUGAGGGACGAGGUGGAAGCUGAGAAACAAACAAGAGCUGCUCUGGAGGAGGAAAAGGCUGGUCUGAUGACAGAACUACGGGAGCUCCAAGCUGAGAUCGAUACUAAGGAUGAGGAGUUAGAGGUAAAGUCCACGAGAGUGAGUGACCUCGAGGGGGAGUCCACAGAUAUGAAGGCGCAAUUGGCACAACUACGCGAAGACCUCCUUCACACGAGUAGGAGACAUGUAGAGGCGCGGAAUAGCGAGGCAGAGAAGACAGCAGAGCUGACUAACCAAAUGCGACGACUGCAUGAUAGAUUCGGGUCGACAGAGCGACAAAAUCGGAUGUUGAAAGACCAGCUCCACUCGCACCUGGACGAGCUGCAGAGUCGUCGAACUGACGAUAGACAGCGAUCCUCCGUCGCUGUAAACUCCACCACCCGUCUAAAACACAUGAGCGUCAUCAGAGAUGACGCGGUUCGCAUCGUUGCUUUGCUCAAUUCGGAGAUAUUCCAAGCGGCUGCUUCUUUAUCUGACAAGAAUUUUGGUGAUAGGUCUGCCACAAUCGAGGGACACAACCUGGAAACAGAGGCUCUCCAAGUAAAGGUGAAGGAGUAUCUAGGAGAUGAACUGGUAACGGUGCUUGAAUCGGUGUCGUUGCACAGGGAUGGACAAGGAUUCGACCCGUGGUCGCUUCAGAUCGCUUUCCAGGUGUGUUUGGCUUACUGCUGCAACCGCAUCAUCACGUCGUGGUAUCCGUGCCAUUGGGAGUAUGACGCCUUCUUGGAGACGCUGUAUUCAAAGAUUCAAGGAGUCGAAGAACCAAAAGCCGCUGAGAGAUGGUGUGCCAUCACCCGCGCACGGCUAGGUCCGUCGGAUAACAGAAAAGCCCAGAUAGUAGAUUUCAUGUGCAGUUCUUUUCUCGACAUCUUAACUCUGUCAGGUUGGUCGAAAGACUGCCCCUUAACGCGAAGUGUCAUGGAGUCCUUCCAGGACAACCUUUCGAUUGUCGCAACGCUAGCCAUUCGUCUCCACGUCAUGCUCGGGGAGGAUAGAUCGCCUGAGCGAUUGGAGACAUUCUUGAUACCACCAGGAACCGACUUUGACGAUGAGUUCAUGAACGAUGGUUACGCUGAGGAGAAUGACUCGGAUGAUAGAGAUAAUGAAGUGGUCUGCACUUCCGACAUCGGCUUGCGAAGAGUGACGAGAGACGGGCUAAAGGUGAUCGUAAAGCCGAAGGUCAUUGUACCUGCCGUUCUCGAGCAGAUGAGGCUGUAG